Pelodiscus sinensis (Chinese soft-shelled turtle) is the source of this 1247-nucleotide messenger RNA. Lineage: Eukaryota; Metazoa; Chordata; Testudines; Trionychidae. The record is from RefSeq and is a predicted model, not a curated record.
AGCGUUUGUUGAAGAUGACGUUGGAGGACAGACGCAAAGAAUACUUGAGGGAUUAUGUUCCGCUGAAAGACAUUCCAACAUGGAUGGAAGAAAUAAAAAGCAAGAACCAAAGUGAUGAUGAAAACACUAAGGAAGCUUUGCAGCUGAAGAAAAGUCUGAGUGAGAAGGUUUCUCUCUACAGAGGUGACAUUACAUUGCUUGAGAUUGAUGCUAUAGUUAAUGCAGCUAAUUCCAGUCUUCUUGGAGGUGGAGGGGUGGAUGGCUGUAUACAUAGAGCUGCUGGGCCCUGCCUACUUGCUGAAUGUCGCAACUUGACUGGCUGCCCCACUGGACAAGCUAAAAUUACUUGUGGAUAUGACCUGCCUGCCAAAUAUGUCAUUCAUACUGUGGGACCAAUAGCAAGAGGUCAUAUCAGUGAUACUCAUAAAGAAGACCUGGCAAGUUGCUAUAAAUCAUCCCUGAAACUGGCAAAAGAGAACAAUAUCAGAUCAAUUGCAUUCCCCUGUAUUUCAACGGGAAUUUAUGGUUUUCCAAAUGAGCCUGCUGCUGUUAUUGCCCUUACCACUGUUAAGGAAUGGUUGAACAAGAAUCACAAUGAGAUGGAUCGUGUCAUCUUCUGCGUCUUUUUGGAGGUUGACUACAAAAUAUUUAAGAAGAAAAUGAGCGAGUAUUUCCUCACAGAUGAUAAUGAAGAGGAGACUGAGAUAAGUGAGGAUACAGAGGGAUUGGAACAAAAAGGCCAGUCACCAUCACCUAUGAAAUGCAAAGCAAAGAAAUCUGAGAACCUGAAGGAUGAUAAUGAGGAUGAUAAUAGCAGAGAAGAGAAGCAAAGUACUGAAGAAACUGAGAACCGGAGCCAAGAAGCAGAUGAGACAAAACCCACAGCUGUGCCCAGCCCACCAUCAGAAGAAGGGGUAGAGCUGUGCAAGGAUAAAGCAGAUCCCUCAAAAGAUUCCAAACCCACACCAGAUAAUGACCCAGCACUUCAUACAAUGUGCAAAGAAGAUCAAGAUGAAGGACAACAGGAUGUUUCCACAAUUGAUGAAAUGGAAAUGCAGACAGAUUCUCAGACUUCCUAUAUGGAAACAGAAGAGCUCCUGUCGAACAAAGAGGAUGUAAUCAAGGUUGAGAAACCAAUGACUCCUAUAGUAGAUGAAAACAAAGAAGAAAGCAAAGAAGAAGAGACAGGUAAAACUUUCUAUACAUUAGAAGUAGGCAGAGAAUUCAAGUAGACUGCUAUAUAGAAU